UACCGCCGGAAGUGUGUUUUUUUAAUUCCGGCUGACUUGACGUUGCUUAGUUCUCGUUCGGCUUUAGCUUGAACUUCAUGUGCCAAACUCCUGACCGCCGAGUCUUAAAAGAUCAUGAGAAGGUUUGGGCAGCGGACAGCACGAAAGGAAGAUAUGUAUGGCGGCUUGAAAGUUAACCCGAGUUACAGAGAAACGGUCAUAAAAACUCGUUGGUUUCUUUCCCUUUGAGGUCGAACCUAGCUAGUAGGACCAACAACUUCUGCCCGAGCGCCAGUCGUUGCUGGAGCGGGGAGACAACGGAGAUCGGCGCUUAAAGAAGCAUAAAAACAGUAGGGUUUUUACAUUUUACGGACUUGAAGUAGUUAUUUAUUUCGCCACAAUGCUCAAGGUUUGCCUACAGAGAGCUCUCCGACCGGCUGUACAGAAGUUGCCGUCGGUUCUGAGGCAGGCACCAGCGGCGGCGGUGACAGCGCCGAGGCUGGGGAUAGGGCGGCACACACCGAGCUGCUGUUUGGGAACGCAUCUGAGAAACGAGCCGAAUGAGCCGCUCAACUCCCCCAAGAGAGCCAAAGAGUUUAUUUACCGCCUCCAGCCGAAGGAGAGGACGUGUUUACUGAAGGAGCUGCAGAGUUUCGAGUCCAUAGCCAUUGCUCAAGAGACUUUGGAGCCCUCGCCGCCGACUGCAGCCCAGAUCAGAUAUGUUUUGUUCCACAACGCCCUCCCCUUUGUUGGAUUUGGUUUCCUUGAUAAUGCCAUCAUGAUUGCAGCAGGAACACAGAUUGAACUCUCCAUCGGAGUCACUCUGGGGAUCUCCACCAUGGCUGCUGCCGCUCUGGGGAACCUGGUUUCAGAUUUGGCAGGUCUCGGUCUUGCAGGUUAUGUGGAGUCUCUGGCUUCCAAACUGGGGAUGCAGGUUCCAGAUCUGACGCCCAAACAGGUGGACAUGUGGCAGACCAGGCUCAGCUCUCACAUGGGUAAAGCCAUCGGGGUGUCCAUUGGCUGUAUUUUGGGGAUGUUCCCACUGUUUUUUCUGGGCGAUGAUGACGAGAAGGAGAAAGAAGCACAGCCCUGCAGUGGCAUAGACUCGCACUCAUCCUAACGAGCCACUACAGCUACACAACACCGUACCACCUACAGACUGGAUACUGCUGAUGUCAACUUGAAAACCCCCCCCCAAGUAUUUACAGUUGGAUGUUUCUCUGUGCUCUGGCAGUGUUCACACUUUCUUAGUCUCUAAAGCAGUUUUUGUUAACUUCACUGGCUUAUGAUUAUAUUUAGCUCCAUCACAACUUCAGCUCUUUUUAGCUUCUUCUGAUGCACCAAGCUGUGGUAUUUUCACACUGUCUGCUGCAUCAAGACAUGUCGUCUGUUAAUUCAGUAUGUCAAUUGAAUGGGAGGUCUCACUCAUUUAAAUUCACUCAUUUUAAAUUUUGACGAGGGAUAUCAGUCAUCAUCGAUUCUUCAUUUUAAUCCCAUUCUUUCUGGACUCCAUUAUCGACCCGUUUCAUAGAUUGUUGUUUAUUUAAAGCUGAACAGCAGCUGCUUUGGCCAAAAGUGACAAACACAAGAUUCUCUCGAGUCAGCUGCUUUAAAGGCGUCAUUAUUAGGCAACAUGUUUCCCGGUGAGGUGUGGUGUGUUUACUUCUUGUUUUACCAAGGAGAUGUUUCUCUGUGACAUUUUUAUACGUAGUGUAACAGUAGCACAAGUAGAGAAGAGUCAUAAAGUUAGCAAACUGACUCAGUAAUGUCAGUUACACAGCAAUAUUUGUUUAUUUAUACAUUUAUAACAUUGAGGUGCAUCAGUGUAAAUGCGCCGGGGUUCACUCAACAGCUAAGUUGCCCCAAUGGUCCCUACACAAAAACACUGACAAUGGGAUAAAAAACAGUAUGCAUAGUAAAGCUGUAAAGAAAAUAAGAGAGAAAAAAUACACUUUAGGAAAUAUAUCAGACCACUGUAUUUUAAACAAACAGUUCAAUCUGACAAGUAUAAAACACUAUAAACUAGUCAAUCUGUAAAGUUAUAAAUAUCCAUAAAUACCUAUUUAAAGUUUUUUAACAUCAGCUAAAAUUCACACCCACUUCACGCUGUGAUUGGUCAGCUGUAGGAGGUGAGAAAGGAGCCAGAGCUUGAACUUCUUUCUCUAGCUCUCUUUUUUUCAUUCUUACACAACUAUUUCUGUGACUCUUUAUGUGAACAACCGAGUGCAACACUAUGAAUGUCUUCCAGGAGAGACCAUAUGAAAAUGUGCGCCGUUAUAUCCAUAUUUAAACAUCACGUCUCCCCCCUCUCUAUGAUGGCCGCCUUCGAGUGUGGCUGUUAGGAACAACUACUUUUUGAUUUCCGACGUGGUCUGACACGUUCUGAUCGAGGGAAAACCGUUGGAUUGGUACAGCCCUAACGAAUGCAUAACCUUACUGGUGCUUUUGCCACUCUUGCCUAAAAUCAGUAUUUUGCAUGUGUUGCCUUUUCAACCAUCUAGUUUUCAAAAAUUUGACCACAUGUUUUGCACAUCUUUUCUUUUCUGCUGUGGCUCAACAGUCCCGGGCGUUGAUAACAGAUCGAUUCGGGACUGUUGAGCUGUGUUGAAGCUAAAUUAUUCUUAGAAAUUAGACGAUUUGGUUGUCAGUGGAAACCAAUCUUGGAUUUCAUUAAAAAUUUGGACACAGCACAAAUGCCUGUUGUGAACGCUGCCUAAGUAGCUCCCAGGAUGGGAAGUGCUCACCUGUCUCAACACCUUCAGACAACAGUUGUGAUUUGGAUUCUUCCUCUUCCCAAAUAUCAGCUUGAGCUGCUGAUUACAACAGGGUAUUACACAUCUGCUUCUUUCCCACAGGCGGGGUGUGAAUCCAAAAAUCCAGUUUCUAAUUUCACUGUUUACAAGCCACCAGUAUAGAAACUUCCAGGUGAGACCGGUGGUCGUUUCCUAUCCUGACAGUGGAAACACAAACCGUACAUAUACUGACCGACUGGAACACUAUUUCACAUGUUUGACAGAUUGUUGUUUUUUGUUUUUUUUAACUUAAUAGAAAGAACUGCACAUUAAUUAUUUGGUUAUUUUUCUUCAGCAGACACUUACAUCUGACCCAAAAUGAACACUAUUUGUUCAUUUUGGGUCAAAAACAACAAAUGUUUCUCAUUACUUCAUCUGAAACUGAGCAGACUUUUUAGUGACAAAUAUACAGUCACUGCACUUGAGUUUCCGCAGUUAGGGUCUUGUGCAUCUUUAAACGUUUACCAAAAAAAACCCCAAACUAUGUAAAUAAAAAGAAAAGAAACAGUGUCCACUGCUACCUCGAUGGGAAUAUUUUAGGUGUUUUGCAUGAAGAACUGAUGUAGCUCUAUAAUCAGACUUUUUAUUUCCAUAUCAGAUGGUUUUUAAUAUGCUUCAAAUUCUUCAAAUGUUAUGUAUGGGUUGAUUAACUAAGGAGGUGCUCAGUGGCAGCAGUUGCUAUUUUUUGUUUUGGGCUUUACACUGAUGUUUGCUUUCCAAGGUCUUUCUGUAUCUCUGUGUUUUUCUGUCUGCACCAUAUUUUUCUUUUCUCUUUUUCACUCCUUUCUCUCUCACAGACACUUGACUUGGAUCUAGCCAUCUGUGUAAUUAGUUUUUUAGCUUGCGUUUCAUCAGACUUAAAGCUCAAGAUGUUUGGGAUUUGCCACACACUCCAGCUUUCAGCACAUAUUCAAGGUGCUUUUUGUCAUUAUCAUGAAUUCAUUUGAUCCUUUUCUCCUGUAGAGUCACCGGCCGCAUCCAAAAUCACCCCUAUUGACUAUUUAUUUGUGUCCAAAUUAGUUCAACUUACAAUGAUAUAAAAUGGUAAAUCCUCACAUUUUAGAAGCUGGAACUAGAGAAUUUUUGCCAUUUUUGGUAUAAAAAAUUGACUCAUCGACUAAACGUUUCAGUACUGGUCUGAAUUCUCCAUGUAACAUUUGUGUAUUAUAUAGUGCUCUUUAAAAUUUCCCACAAUGCAACGAAACAAAGUAGUGUUUAUGACACUUAUUUCUGCCACCACACUACUACUGCUCACCAUGGAGUAGGGAUGUACGCUAAAUUAUUGGUCGAUAAAUGAGAAAAUUAAAUUAUAUGUGUUAAGUGUUAUUGUUCUGAUAAUGGAAUUUCAUACGGUGCCUUUUUACGAUUUUUACCUAAUUACAUGUUAAGGAGAGGCGGCCGUUAAUUAGCUUACAUAUUUAAAGAAUAAGCUAAAGUUAUAUUGCUACACACAAGUUUACAACAAUUCAAUCUAUUGUUUCCUCUACAGAGAGCAAAAGGUCUCUAAACAUUGGUGGUGGGGAAAAUAAACUGCUCAAUAUAAAAAGCUAGCCGCUUGUCCUCUUCACAUCUCUGCAGUUGAAGAGUAACAUUAUCUGUUAUCAUAUCAGCUCUGAAGUUCCAUAUCAGCACAGAGUUAUAUGGGAAAUAGUGACUGAAGGAGUGAUUGAGACAUGAUCACUCUGUUUUCACUUAAUUCUCUCCAGUAAUGUCACACCUGGUUUUCACAAGAGCAUAUCCACUUUAUUUUCUGCACAGGUCAUAUAAUGUAUGCAAGGAGAACAGAGCUAUUUCCAUGCCUUGAAAAGUUUGAAAAUUGCCAAAAACUUGAGGGAAAAUAUUGUAAUAAUGAUUGAUUUUGCUGGUUUUAAAUCCCGUAGAUUCUAAUAUUUGCUGCAGGGAGGAGAAACAUGAAUCUUGAUGGGGACACUGUGAGCUGAGCUCUCAGCACAGAUCGUACCACAUCCUCCAAUCAAAAGGAAUUAAAGGCUGGGGAAAAAAGUUUGUAAACAGCCGAGUUCAGAUUGACUGGUGGCAGAAAUGUCUGAACAAUAUUUUAAUGAGUGUUUGGACUCGGCUGCAGAAGAUAUUUAAGUUUGUUAUUGGAUUAACUGUAAAAUCCUCAAAGGGAAUUUAGAUUUUUUUAUUAAAUAUUUUUUUUGUCUCAUUGGGAGAGAGAUUUCUUGUGUUAAUGAGGAGAACAAGGAGCAAUAUACCAUCUGUUUGAAUCAUUUGGUAAAUUUGUCAAUAAGGAGAAACUAAUUAAGUAAUAAUAAAUGAUAUGUUGUUUUUAGGAUGCUGUUUGUUACCGUGGACAACCUGGACUUGUAUGUUUUGUAUCGUCAUGUUUAUAUCAUGUUUGUGUAUUUUUUUUCUAAGAGGAUGAAGGUUUUCUGCAGGCCUGAGUGGUGAGCAGAUUAUUUGUUUUUAUUUCUCUCUACUCUGAUAUUUUUGCAUAAUUUCCUUCUCUGAAGAAAAAAUGAGAAAAGAGAAGAAAGGUCUUGAAGCAUAUGAACAAAAUUAUGUAAUCUCAUUGAUGUCAAUUAAAGGAAUGCUGUGUUGUGCUGCCAUCUUGUGGACAGUCCUGAACAGCAGCAGCUGUUGUGCACUGAUACAUGUAUGUACUCUAAAACCAGUGAUGUCGAAGGAUUGAAUAUACAGUACGUAUGUAUUUUGCAAUAUAAUGUGCAAUUUAAAAUAACAUAAUAAAUCUGGAAGUGUUUA
Molecule: messenger RNA, 5495 nt
Organism: Siniperca chuatsi (mandarin fish)
Lineage: Eukaryota; Metazoa; Chordata; Actinopteri; Centrarchiformes; Sinipercidae
Gene: tmem65
Product: transmembrane protein 65
Exons: 7
Coding region: 380-1099 (239 amino acids)
Biological process (GO): regulation of cardiac conduction; cardiac ventricle development
Cellular component (GO): mitochondrion
Source: RefSeq, a predicted model, not a curated record